Molecule: messenger RNA, 3770 nt
Organism: Cottoperca gobio
Lineage: Eukaryota; Metazoa; Chordata; Actinopteri; Perciformes; Bovichtidae
Gene: foxj1b
Product: forkhead box J1b
Biological process (GO): regulation of transcription by RNA polymerase II
Cellular component (GO): nucleus
Molecular function (GO): DNA-binding transcription factor activity, RNA polymerase II-specific; RNA polymerase II cis-regulatory region sequence-specific DNA binding
Source: RefSeq, a predicted model, not a curated record
CUCACGUCUUGACCUCCCACAGACACUCUAACAGAGUCGAGUCUGGAUGAGUAACAGCCCGGUUCGUCUGAGUCGGCAUGGAUCUGUCCUGAGUGGCGCGUUUUCUUCCUUUUCCUCCACAUGAGCUGCUGCUGGAUGCUACUCGCCCUCCCCCCGCCGCACUUGUUGCGCAGACACUGGAUGCGCCGCUGACUCCUUGGAGAGGAGAGGAGAGGAGAGGCAGGGACGGACUGCAACAGGUGCACACAGAGAAUCUUCUCCAAAAAGGCUGCACCGGACCGAAGAUUCAAACUUUAAAUGCCGAUUUGAAGAUCUUUGUCCGCCUUCAGCCCUCACCGCGCGCACAAAGCCAGAAUGCCGGUUCUGACGAGCCCCGACAUUGCCAACAAGUUUCAGGAGAGAUGGCUGGCGGUGAACCCGGAGGUCACCGGGUGUGAAUCGCUCCCCCUGGAUGACAGCCUCACCAGCCUCCACUGGCUCCAGAAUUUCUCCAUCCUCAACGCGGACCCGGAGCGACCCACCGGAGCUGGUCCGGGCUGCCCGUCCUCCCAGCAGCACCUGUUUCUCAAGCGGCUCGGAGUCCCCAGAGGUGGCACCGACUCUCCGUCCAGCCCACCAGCCGGGGACACCGCCGCCACUGGGAUGCCUCUGUACCUCGGGAGCCCCGUGACCUCCGGCAGCGACUCCACCGCGGUGCCGCACUUCAUCAAUUGCGCACAUCCAGGGAACGACUACGCACAGAUCCCCAUCCAGGCCAGUCCACCUGCAGAAGUCGACUACAAAACCAACCCUAAAGUCAAACCUCCCUAUUCCUACGCGUCUCUCAUCUGCAUGGCCAUGCAGGCCAGCAAACAGCCCAAAGUGACUCUGUCCACCAUCUAUAACUGGAUAACGGAGAAUUUCUGCUACUACAGACACGCGGAGCCCAGCUGGCAGAAUUCCAUUCGGCACAACCUUUCCCUCAACAAGUGUUUCAAGAAGGUCCCCAGACAGAAAGACGAGCCGGGGAAGGGAGGCUUCUGGCAGAUCGACCCGCAGUAUGCAGACAUGUUUGUCAAUGGCAUCUUCAAACGCAGGAGGAUGUCUGCUAACAGCUACAGCAGCAGCAGCAGCAGCCUGGCGGCGGCGGCGGCUUCCCACAGACAGAGCAAACUGGUUCAGGGUUAUCACAGCGCCCAAAAUGGCUGCCCUUACCAAGGCGGCAAACGGAAGCACCUGCCGUCUAAGAGCAUCAGCAAGGCGAUGAGGGCGUCGGAGUCGCCUCUUUUAGCGACAGACGCUCACAAAGCCGACAUCCUUAGGGGCGACUUUGACCUGGCGUCCGUGUUCGACGACGUCCUCAGCGGGAACUGUAGCACCUUCGAGGAUUUGGACAUCAACACGGCGCUGAGCUCCCUCGGCUGCGAGAUGGAGGUUUCCAUGCAGGCGAGGCAGCACCCAGCGGGGCUUGGGAGGUGGUGCGGCGGAGGGGACGUCAUGGGUCAGAGCCAGCACCUGAACCACCACCAAUCCUACGGUUACAUGGAGCUGAACGCCGCUUCCCUGGACUGCACGGUCAAUAUGGGAGAUCUGCACGUGCAGCAGCAUCCGCAGCAGCUGGACCCGGAUCAGCUGCUCCAGAGCCACCACCACCACCUGCAGCAGUUCGACGAGCCCUCGGCGCUGUUCCCGGAGCAGCCCGAGGAGGUGGUGCUGCAGCCCUGGGACGAGAUCAAAGAAGAGGCGCAGGCGAUUCCUCUGACUCUGGAUCAGGGCUUCGGCCUGUGCGAGGGCUUCUUCUCAGAGAUGCAGCCAUGGGAACGAGUGGAGGCCUAUCUGUGACCUUUGACCCCAAGCCUCAUUGACUCCUAAUUAUCUCCCAAUGAGCUGAACAUGUGUGAUGACUGGUCCGACCCCCAACAGGAUAACACUGGUUACUACGGUGCAGCUACUUCUGCAUUCCCUCCGAUCAUCUGCAGCGCAAAACAUCUGUAAUCUUUGUUUUGUUACAAUUCAAACAUGAGAAUGUCAAACCUAUCUUGAACUUGAACUAUGAACCCAGUCAACAAAGAUUCCCGUAACAAAAAAUAUGCAACAAUUAGUCAAUCGACAGAAAAAUAAUCACCAACUAUUUGGACAAUCGAUUAAUCAUUAAAGUAAUGUUUCGUGCGAAAGUGGCAGAAAAUGCAGUUUUCAGCCUCUUAGAAAUGCAGAUUUCCUGCUUUUCUCUUUUUUUUAUAUCAUAUUAAUGUGAAUACCUUUGGGUUUUGGACUGACGAAUCAUUGAAAGACAUCACUUUGGACUUUGAGAGACUGCGAUGGACAUCUUUCACUGUUCUCCGACAUUUCAUAGCCAAACAGUGAAACGAUCUGCAGAAGAUAAUCGGUAGUUGCAGCUCUACAUCUGAUUAAAAAAGGUUGUUACGCGACAUGAUUAGGGAUUAUUCACCCGGCACAGACUCCCAUUCCUUUCGAAGGGUGUCAGGUGAUUGACAGCCGUGUGUAACGCGACACAACACCGACGUAUCGGCCACAAAUGAAAUGACAAUACAAGUGAGAAACUUUUACAAACCAAAUUAAAGUUUCACGUGGACACGUUGGACUUUCUGGAAGUAUAACGUCUCGAACGUCAGCUGGUGAGAAGAGAAUGUGUUCAAAUGACCUGCAGCUAAUUCCUUUUGAUGAAACGAUGACAGAAGACCUCAUCCACCCUCCUUUAAAGCGCUCUCCACCUGCGACUGAGAAGACUUGCAGGAUUCUACUUUGCUACAUUAGCAUUAAACUUUUUUUUUACUAACAUGCAGCAAAAUCAGCCAUUCAUCAAGUUAUGAGAGCAGGAUGGAGACUUUAAACUCAUAGUCUGAGAUUAGAAAUCAGUCAUUUAUGGCUUUGUUAUAUAGUCGAUUUAAUAUAUAUUCACUAAAGUAUAUAGCAUAAAGCUAGGCCGGAAUAUUUGCCAUUUGUCUACAGUUAUGAGGAGCAGAGCUGAACAUCGAUCGCCUUCUUGUCAGUCAUGUAAAUCGAACAUUAUGCACUUUGAUAGGCAGCAGUUUUAGGAAAGCAAGACAGCUUUUAUUUCCAGGAUGUCUUAGUUUUAUUUUUUAUCGUAUUAAAAUGACGGUUUUCUAAAGGUUUACUGACCAUAAUGAAAGUGAUGCAUAUGCUGUAAUUAUCCAUAUCAGUUUGUCUUUCAACAUUUUCUCUUUUUGUUGCUUAAAUAUACUGUUUUUAUUUCCAAAUAUAUACAAAACUGGGCAUUUGUUGAUUAUAUUUCGCCAAAUCUGUUGAUAAGGAAUAUGCAGUUCAUUGGUGUUUCUGUGUUGAUUAAUAAUAAGAAAAAAAAGUUCUGUUUUCUGUCACUGGGUGAUGGAUUUGUCCUUGAUUACUUUGGUGUAUGUCUUUUUUUUUGUAUGGUUUGUCUUCACAAUUCUAAAUGUGUCGGUUUGAGGAGACGAAUGACGAGCAGAUACAACUCGACUCUUACAGGCCAGAUUUUCUUAUUGUAUCAUAUUGAUCAAGUUUGAUACUCUUUAAUCCCACCAUGUUAUUUUCAUUUGUACUUUUUUAAGCUGUUUAAAAAUGCAAUCAUGCCUUGAUGCAAUAAAUGGUGUCAAUUAAAGAAAGAACAAUAACAAAAACAUGCAUUGUUCACUUGUCACUGUGCAAUAUCAGAGAUGUAAACGCUCACACGCUCACAGUGUUUCAAGCUGCAGUCAGGAUCAUUGUGUGUGCGUGUGUGUGUGUGUGUGUGUGUGUGUGUGUGUGUGUGUGUGUGUGCGUGUGCAAUGAAG